Molecule: messenger RNA, 609 nt
Organism: Tetrahymena thermophila SB210
Lineage: Eukaryota; Ciliophora; Oligohymenophorea; Hymenostomatida; Tetrahymenidae
Product: transmembrane protein, putative
Exons: 2
Source: RefSeq, a predicted model, not a curated record
AUGAAUAAAUUUAGUAAUAUCUAUCAUUAGUUCUAGUUUAUAUAGACUUAAUAACAAUAAUAACUAUUUUUAAUUAAUGAAUCUAUUUUAAUUAUAUAUCUAUAACUUUUUUCUUAUAUAGUAUAAACAUAUGAAAUACCUACUUUAUAAAGUAAAGGCUUAAAGGAUAAAUAAGAGUAUAAUAAAUAAAUAAAAAUAUAACAAAAUAUUUAUAAAAACCAAGAUAAAAACAAAUAUAAACAAAAAAUGAAAUUCCUCUCAUUUACUUUCCUUGCUCUUAUUGCUUUUUGUGCAGUCUAAGCUCAAAACUAGGAAGAAAUUGAUUUUCUUAAUUGUUUGGAUAGAAAAUAAUAAUAUUUAUAAGUACCAUGUAAACAGGAUAAUAGUUUAGAUUGUCUAAAUGAAUAAUAAAGAAUGAAAACCUGCACUUUAGGAUGUUCAAAUUCUCAAGUAUUUUCUGCCCAAUAGACCAAAAAUUGUUUACAAAAAUGCAGUUCUACAAACGCAGAAAUUUAAAACAAUCUUUAAGUAGUUAUAAAUUGCCUUAGCUCAACAUUCUUAUAAUUUGCUUUUGUAUUUGCAUUUUCUUUAAUGUCUAUGAUAUUUUGA